CUUCAAACCACUUCCUGAAGUUUCCUGUCCGGAUAUGACGGCGAAGGUCUCGCCCGCGUGUGAGUGAGUGCCAGUGAGUGCCAGUGAGUGCCGGUGAGUGUGGCUCGCCGAUGGCAGUGAGUGAAGACGUGUUCCCACAGCAGAUGAGAGCCCACUAGUUUAUCCCGUGCUUAAAGAGGGCUAAAGGACAUUUUAUAGUGAUUACAACCUCAUUUAGGGAAAGAGAGAAAAUCAGUUUCAUCGAUCAUUUAAUUCAAGGAAAAUUUAUACGUCUGCGGGCAGUGAAAGGAAAAAUGGCAAUACCUUCUGAUCUGUUUGUGUAAAGUUACUCCCUGGCAACACAACGUUUCCCUCUGUUUCAAAAAAGAUUUGGGAAAUCCGGAGGCUCAGGACUUCCGACGAUAAAGGCCAUUCAUAGCAGUAAAGCCUGUGAAGCGAGUGUUUUAAGGACGAGUCUCUGGGGGAUGGAAUAGAACAUCGCUAAAAAAAGGGUUAAAUAAACACCUGCGCUCCUGCUGCUUGUUCGAGAAAGUUUGGUGUAUUAGAGAGGGAAUAAAGUUAAAAGAAGAAGAAGGAAAGGGAGAUGACGAAAUAGAAGACGAAGAAGAAAAAGAAGAAGAAAAAGAAGAAGAGGAAGAAGCAGAAGAAGAAACAGUAAAGCAAGGAAGAAGAAACAAGAAGAGGGAGAAGAAGAAAGACAGAGAGAAAGAAAGGAAGGAAAAAAAGAAGAACAGGAAGAGAAGAUGCAGGCGAAGUACAUCGACUUCGACGACGUGCUGCCUCACGCCGGCGAGUUCGGAAAGUACCAAUGGCUCCUCUUCCUCGGCCUGGCGCCCUUCUGCCUCAACCUGGUGCUCAUCUACGUCGUCCACAUCUUCAUCAGCCUCCCGCCGGAGCAUCAUUGCGCCUUUCCUCAAGCACUCCUGGACGCAGAUGUCUCCGAUGAACUCAGGCGGAACCUCAGCCUCCCCCUGACCAGCGACCUGACGGGGAAGGAGCGAUGGAGCAGCUGCGAGAUGUACGACGUGGACUACUCCCGGCUCCUGCAGGAGGGCGUGACGUCCGCCAACACCUCCUGGUCGACCCGCUCCUGCGACGCCUGGACCUUCGACCUCACUACCUCAGGGGGCUACGCGACGAUAGUGUCCGAUCUCUCGUGGGUGUGCGGGCGUGAGUGGUAUGCGAGUAUAUCACAGACUGUGUUCUUCGUGGGCGCUAUCGUGGGCGGCGUUGGGACGGGAUGGGCGGCCGACAAGUAUGGCCGCGUCCCCGUCUUGGUCGUCACGAACUUCCUCGGCGCCGCGUCCUUCCUCCUGACGGCGACCGCGAACUCCCUCGCCGAGUACCUGGUUUACAGGUUCAUCGCCGGCCUCUCGUUCGACACGAUCUUUGUGAUGAUGUACGUCCUGGUCCUCGAGUACGUGGGUCCUGGGCGCCGCACGCUCGUGGCCAACCUGUCGAUCGCCCUCUUCUACACGGCGGGGACGGUGGCGCUGCCGUGGCUGGCCAAGUGGGUGGCCAACUGGCGUCUGCUGUGCGCCCUGUCCGCCGUGCCCAUGAUGGUGUCCUGCGUGGCGCACUGGAUCCUGCCCGAGAGUGCCCGCUGGCUCCUCUCGCAAGGUCGUGUGGAGGAGACGGUCGAGAUCCUGCAGAAGAUCGCUCGCGUCAACGGCCGCACGAUCCCCGACCAGGUGCUCGACGACCUUCAGAAAAGCGCCGAGCAGGAGGCAGAGAGCGACGGCGGGGAUGACGAGCAGGAGAAAGCAGCCUCUGUGAUUGACCUCUUCCGAACGCCCAGACUGCGGAGGACGACCAUAGCUAUCUGCUUAUUGUGGAUGCUGGUGAGCCUGGCCUACGACGGACACUUAAGAAACGUCUCGAACCUUCCCCUGGACGUGUUCGUUUCCUUCUCCGUGACUUCGGCGACGGAACUACCUGCAGAUACCUUCCUGGUCCUGACGUUGGAUCGCUGGGGAAGACGCUGGAUGGCCUUCGGGACGCUGGGACUCUCGGGGAUCCUCAGCGUCCUCACUCUGAUCGUGGCGGACAACCCCUUAGGCAUCGCGAUCCUAGCCGUCCUGGGGCGAUUCUGCGUCAAUAUAUCCUACAACAUAGGACUCCAGUAUGCUGCCGAACUGUUGCCAACUGUGGUGCGCGCCCAGGGAGUGGCUGCGGUGCACAUCAUGGGCUAUGGUGCAGCCCUCCUCUCGCCCAGCAUAGUGGAGCUGGGUAAGCAGUUCCCCCUGUUCCCCCUCGUGGUCCUGGGCGUGGCUUCUGUCCUCGGGGGCAUCGUGGCCUUAUUCCUGCCGGAGACGCUGCACAGGGACCUCCCGCAGACGCUGAGUGACGGGGAGAACUUCGGCAGCGAUCAGUCCUUCUGCGACUUCCCCUGCGUCGCCCGCGAAGCGAAGGACCGGCAUCCUACGAGCCUCGCCGAGAUAGGCCAGCAGCCGUCCUUCAUCCGCCAGCAUCCGAGGCACAGAGCAUCCUUGCGCGGGGAGACCUAUCGAUCCUCGCUCAUUCGGCACAGGAAGGAGGUCCUCUACAUCCCUUCCCAGUGAGCAGGUCGGGCAUUAUGCAAUCGUGAUGUUUUCUUUUAGUGUUAUUAUUAUUAUUAGUAUUAUUAUUGUCUUUACUUUUAUUAUUAUUGUUCAUUAUUUUAUCAGUAUUAUCUUCAUUAUUUGUUUUAAUGCUACCAUUAUUAUCAUUAUUAUUACU
Molecule: messenger RNA, 2718 nt
Organism: Penaeus chinensis
Lineage: Eukaryota; Metazoa; Arthropoda; Malacostraca; Decapoda; Penaeidae
Product: organic cation transporter protein-like
Exons: 11
Coding region: 744-2561 (605 amino acids)
Biological process (GO): transmembrane transport
Cellular component (GO): membrane
Molecular function (GO): transmembrane transporter activity
Source: RefSeq, a predicted model, not a curated record